Paramisgurnus dabryanus is the source of this 2788-nucleotide messenger RNA. NCBI's taxonomy places the organism in Eukaryota, Metazoa, Chordata, Actinopteri, Cypriniformes, Cobitidae. The record is from RefSeq and is a predicted model, not a curated record.
GAAGUCGAACUUCAAAUAAACACCACACUGUGGCCUGACGCAUCUUUUCUUUUAUCUCGCCACAUAAGAUAACAAAUGUUUACUCUUGUACCAGACCAGUCCAUACGAAUACAACUGAGGGAUUGUUUUCUUGAUUGAUCUUGACUGAAUUAAUGGCUGCUGAAACUAAGGCUUUGCCAUCACAGGUUUUCCUGUAAUUUUCAUUGUUUUGGAAGUCUCAAGUGUUUAAGUGUCAGUCAUCAGUAGAUCAGUAUGGGGUUGAUUUCUCUUCCUCUAGUUCUCUUGCUGAUAUCAAACAUCCACUCUGAACAAACUGAAGAUGUAAAACCAACUCUGACUGUGCAGCCACAGACGUCUGUGUUUAUUGGAGACUCAGUUACUCUGAUCUGUGAGGUUCAUCAGUCCACUGGAUGGGAGUUUAUCUUCAUAAACCCUUCAAACACUGAAUUCACUGAAACUACAGGAACUAAAAGAAUCAGAUCUGUGCAAGUCUCUGAUGGAGGAGAGUACAAAUGCAGAGCCAGAAGAAAAGAAAACCCUCAGGUUUAUACACAAUACAGUGAACCAAUAACAGUGACAGUAAAUGCUUUACCCAGAGCUACAGUGAGAGUAACACCAGACAGAUCUGUGUUCACUGGAGAGACAGUCACUCUGAAGUGUGAGAUAGAGGAUCAGUACAGAUCAUUAAACUGGAGAUAUAUGUGGUAUAAAGGCAGAACUGGGACUUCAGUGUUUGUGGAAAACAUCUACACCAUCAGAUCACCAUCAGAUCAGGAUGAGUUCACGUGUAGAGGAGAGAGAGAUGGACGACCCUCAUCCUCACAGUACAGUGAUCAUGUGACUCUCUCUGUUAAAGAUAAACCACAGACAGUUUUAAGUGUUUCUCCACAGCAGUGGUUGACUGAAGGAGAUUCAGUGACUCUGAUGUGUAGGGUUAAAUACUUCUCUACAGGCUGGACAUUCAGCUGGUUCACUGUACAGAUGAAUAAAGAUGUUGAUUAUGAGCUGGUGUCAAACAGCAGUGGAGGACCUAAAGGCAUCUACACAGUGAGGUCAGUGACUGUGAAGCACACAGGAGUUUAUAUGUGCAGAGCAGAGAGAGGAGAUCCAGUCUAUCACACAGAGUACAGUAACACACAAACACUGUGGAUCACUUGUGUUUCUCCUUCAGUCUCUCUGAUCAUCAGACCCAACAGAUCUCAACACUUCUCAUCUGAAUCUCUCUCUCUGAGCUGUGAGGAUCACAGUAACUCUACUGGAUGGACAGUGAGAAGAUACACAGACAAACUGAAACCUUGUUCAUCAUCAGACAUGAGAUCUACAGGAACAACAUCUACAUGUACAAUCAGAUCUCUCAUCACAUCUGAUACUGGAGUGUACUGGUGUCAGUCUGAAUCUGGAGAGAAACUUCAUCCUGUUAAUAUCUCAGUACACUAUGUUGGUGUGAUUCUGGACAGUCCUGUUCAUCCUGUGACUGAAGGAGAUCCUCUGACUCUACGCUGUUUAUAUCGAUAUAAAAACCCCUCUAACAUGAGAGCUGAAUUUUAUAAAGAUGGAUCAGUGGUGCAGAGUCAGACUACAGGAGACAUGAUGAUCAUCCCUAAAGUCUCAAUGUCACAUGAGGGUUUCUACUACUGUAAAUACCCAGAGAGAGGAGAGUCUCCAAAGAGCUGGAUCUCAGUCAGAGGUGACACUUUCAUCUCCUCAGUUUCUGGGUCGAUGAGAUAUCGUGGUCUGAUAGCUGGAGUCGUUGUUGGAGUGAGCGUCAUGUUUUUGAGCAUUUUCUUGGUGCUGUGGUCCAACAGAAAGAAGGAAGGUUCAUCUUAUGCCCUUAAAGAGAAUACAAGUGAAGGUGACGACAUCAUGUACUCCAAACUGAAGAAGGGAGAAGAUCAAGAUGUGGCUUCUGGAUCUAGUGAUGUGACUAAUGCUCAGAAAAAAUAAAAGACCAGAGGAGAAAAAUAAGAGAGAUGUGUCCAUAAAACAACCUGUGAUUAUUAUAACACUUAAGAUUUGAUUAUUAGGCAUAUCUGAAGCAUUUACAAAUCUUUUAAUGUUCUACUUUAAAGGAAAGAAAUUCAGUACCAGUAAGAGUUUGGUGAUAGAGAAGAGGUGAGAUCAUCAAAGUUUCAAUACUUAGAUGGCAAGAAAUGUACUAAUACUUUUUAAUACUUAAUGAAAUUUUAUUGUAUAUAAAGUUUAAACUUUACUAGUUUUGCAGAGGAAACCAUUGCUGCGCUGCAGUCUGUUCUUCAACUGAGAGUCAGAGAAAGACAAAGACAGAUGACCAUCUAGUACAGGUUAUUAUAAAUGCCUUCAUCAUGUAUACUGAACAUUUUAGAUAUGUUUAAUGUUAUGGUUGUUACUGACAAUGACAUUUGUUUUCUCCCUCAAAUGCAGCAACAUUUGUCUGCAAAUUGUACUAAUUCAUUUGUUUCUUUAUUACUUCACAUUUAUGCAUUUGGCAGAUGCAUUUAUCCAAAGCAACUUACAGUGCAUUCAGUCUAUACUUUUCUAUCAUUAUGUAUAUGAUCGAACCCAUGACCUUUGUGUUGUUAAUGCAAUGAUUCACCAUGUGAGUUACAGGAUCACUGUUAAUGUAUUGAAGUUACAAUAUGUUAUCAAGUGAUAAAUGAAAUACAUUUAUAUUUAUAAUUUUUAUGGAUUAAACCCCUGAGAUGAAAUGUCUUGUUUUCAAGGGGGCCCCCUAUACAUAAAACACAAAAAUAAAUAUCAAUUAACCAGUUUUUAAAUGUUCAGUAAUAACGUGCAUUUCAAUAAAAAAAUA